AUGCCAGGAGACUAUGGCAGCACGUCCACUCUAGAAGACUAUGGCAGCUUGUCCACACCAGGAGAAUAUGGCAGCCCAUCCACUCUACAAGACUAUGGCAGCACGUCCACUCUAGAAGACUAUGGCAGCUCAUCCACUCUACAAGACUAUGACAGCUCGUUCACUCUAGAAGACUAUGGCAGCGCGUCCACUCUAGAAGACUAUGGCAGCUCAUCCACUCUAGAAGACUAUGGCAGCUCAUCCACUCUUGAAGACUAUGGCAGCUCGUCCACUCUAGAAGACUAUGGGAGCUCAUCCACUCUAGAAGACUAUGGCAGCUCAUCCACUCUAGAAGACUAUGGCAGCUCAUCCACUCUUGAAGACUAUGGCAGCUCGUCCACUCUAGAAGACUAUGGGAGCUCAUCCACUCUAGAAGACUAUGGCAGCUCAUCCACUCUAGAAGACUAUGGCAGCUCAUCCACUCUAGAAGACUAUGGCAGCUCAUCCACACCAGGAGACUAUGGCAGCUCAUCCACACCAGGAGACUAUGGCAGCUCAUCCACACCAGGAGACUAUGGCAGCUCAUCAAUGCCAGGAGACUAUGGCAGCUCGUCCAAGCCAGGAGACUAUCGCAGCUCAUCCACUCUAGAAGAUUAUAGCAGUUCGUCCACUCUAGAAGACUUUGACAGCUCAUCCACACCAGGAGACUAUGGCAGCUCAUCCGCACCAGGAGACUAUGGAGAAUAUAGCAGCCCAUCCACUCUAGAAGACUAUGGCAGCACGUCCACUCUAGAAGACUAUGGCAGCUUGUCCACACCAGGAGACUAUGGCAGCUCAUCCACUCUAGAAGACUAUGGCAGCUCAUCCACUCUAGAAGACUAUAACAACUCAUCCACGCCAGGAGACUAUGGCAGCUCGUCCAUGCUAGGAGACUAUCGCAGCUCAUCCACUCUAGAAGAUUAUAGCAGUUCGUCCACUCUAGAAGACUUUGACAGCUCAUCCACACCAGGAGACUAUGGCAGCUCAUCCGCACCAGGAGACUAUGGCAGCUAA
Oncorhynchus gorbuscha (pink salmon) is the source of this 1032-nucleotide messenger RNA. RefSeq names its product stress protein DDR48-like. NCBI's taxonomy places the organism in Eukaryota, Metazoa, Chordata, Actinopteri, Salmoniformes, Salmonidae. The record is from RefSeq and is a predicted model, not a curated record. The coding region runs from base 1 to 1032 and encodes 343 amino acids. The transcript is spliced from 2 exons.